UUUCGUGCUUUGAAAUAUUUCAACAUGAAUCUUGAUAAAAAUUACAGUGGUAACUUCAAAAUAUGAGGAGAAAAUUAUCCAACCGCACUACUUUUUUGCUUUAAAAAGAAUUACUGUAGUUUUCUCCUUUCCUAUUUUUCAGUUUCCAGAAAGAAAAUGCUUCUUUCGACCCCUACUCUCUAGAGUGCAGUACCUUACAUGACUGCUCGUAGCCUUAGCUCCAUAAAGUCUUCUCCUUUAUCUCUAUAUGAGCAGGCGAAGCCAAACCCACAAAUGGGUUUGCUUUUUUCAAUUACUACGAACGCAUUUUCUUGUUUGCUCCUUCUGAGUUGUGUAGCUUUUGUUCAUGGUGUCAUACCCACAACACUUGAAGGACCCUUCAAGCCGGUGACAGCUCCUUUUGACAAUAGCCUUCAUAGAAAGGGCAUUGACUUGCCCCACACCGACCCUCGAUUCCGAAGACCCGAUUUGCCUUUCCGGCCUGAGCAGAUUUCAGUAUCGCUCUUCUCCGACUAUGACUCUGUUUGGAUUUCUUGGAUAACAGGGGAAUUUGAGAUUGGUGAUUACAUACUACCAUUAGAUCCUGAAUCUGUACAAAGUAUUGUCCAAUAUGGAUUUUUUAGAACAGGAAUAACUUAUGAAGAAAUAGGUUAUUCUCUUGUUUACAAACAACAAUACCCUUAUGAAGGCCUUAAAAAAUAUGCAUCAGGAAUCAUACAUCACGUUCAACUUACAGAUGAAGAUGCUUCCAUCCAAAUCCUGCUGAGACAUUUAUCAGAUUAUGGCACCUCCAAUUACCUGAAGCUUUAGAGAGGAGGAGAGAGAGGGUUUUUCAAGUAAUGAAUUUUGUUUUUGAAAUGAAAAGUAUAACUAUAUAUACAGGCACCAAGGGGAUGCAGCCCAAAGCAAAUUUACAUUUUUGAGUAAUGAAAAAAAAUGUGCAAAACAUAAAACAUUUUACUUUAUUUUAGUAAUGGUAGCAUCACAGAGGAAGUAAUAUCUUAUUCUAUUUGAAUAGCUGGUAGAAAGGGGGACAAAGAAAAGCUUUGUGCUCGUAUAAAUUCGUCAACUGUUUACCAUUUCAUGGUUUUGUAUCUGA
Molecule: messenger RNA, 1099 nt
Organism: Carica papaya (papaya)
Lineage: Eukaryota; Viridiplantae; Streptophyta; Magnoliopsida; Brassicales; Caricaceae
Source: RefSeq, a predicted model, not a curated record